Messenger RNA from Drosophila willistoni, 1885 nucleotides. RefSeq names its product intraflagellar transport protein 46 homolog (gene IFT46). The transcript has 3 exons. Gene Ontology annotation, biological process: intraciliary transport; cilium assembly. NCBI's taxonomy places the organism in Eukaryota, Metazoa, Arthropoda, Insecta, Diptera, Drosophilidae. Gene Ontology annotation, cellular component: intraciliary transport particle B; centrosome; motile cilium. The coding region runs from base 404 to 1624 and encodes 406 amino acids. The record is from RefSeq and is a predicted model, not a curated record.
CCCGUUUCAGUGGAAAUCGAGACGGCAACGGCAAAUGAAAAGAAACCGAAAAGAGAGGGCGACAUUCGAUUACGCGGGCGUUGUCAAGACAACGAUAACAAAAGCGGCAACAAACAGAACACCAAUGCGACAGCCUUGGCCAAAACAAUUGACACAAACAGUUUCCCAGGUAGUUGAGCCGCAGACAUAACACACAAGAAAAGCGAAAAAAUUUUCAGCCGUGAACUAAAGUGCUGCACCUGCAAGAGGUAAGAGGUGGCAAGUGCAUACCCAGUGAGAUUCAACGGAAACCAACGCGGAAGUUGUGCAAAAAAAAAGGAAACAAACGAAAAGUAGAAGAGAAGAAUAGACUGCAAAAAGGACAUCCCAGUGAAAAUUCAUUAAAAAGGUAUUCCAAACGUUCAUGGCCAUGAACUAUUACGACGAGGAGAUCACCAUCAAUGAGAGGCCCAAUAGCAAACACCUGAGUAGUGUGCAAAUGGAUAGGAGUGGUGCUGGUGGUUCAAGUGGUAGCGGCGGGGCAGCAGGUGGAGGUCCUCUGGUAGGACAAAGGGCAGCAGCGGCCAGACAACGAGGAUUGCAUUUCCAAGGAAAUUCAACAGAUGACGAUGGCUUACUACAGGACAUUAUAGAUCACGAUGAUGAGGCCGAAGAGAGUGAUGAUGACGAUGAUGAUAGUGAAAUGCAAAUGGCUAAUGGUGCGGUUGGAUUGCAAAUGCCAGCACCAGCUCCUCGACCACAAACUCGUCCUGGUAGUACACGCAAUGUUAAGACUUCUGCGCCCAAUGAGGAUCAGCUUAGUUCUGGCAGUGACGAGGCCCUGAUGGGUGGCUCUAAGUUUCCGCAUCACAAAUUGCCCUUGCCUACCCAUCAGAGAAGAAGUGCCGGCCAAAUGCAGGGUCAAGAGCAUCAGACAUUUAAUUUAACACCGGACAAAUGGGAACAGUUGCCAUUACCAGGCGACUUAAAGGAACUGUUUCCUUAUAUUCUCAAAUACACGCCGCAAUCCAUUGAUACGCCAUACCAUUUGCAGCCAUUCAUACCGGAGUUUGUGCCCGCUGUGGGGGAUGUUGAUGCUUUCCUUAAGGUUCAAGCUCCGGCCCUGAUUCAGCCUCAAAGUCAGCAGAGCCAACGUGACCUUGAUGAGCAUCUUCAACGCUUAGGCUUGUGGCUACUCGAUGAACCAUCCGGUGCCCAGAGUGAGCCAAGUUUAUUGAAUAUGAAGUUAAGAUCCGUUUUGAGUGGUAAUCGUGGGCCAAAUCCACGACAUGCAUCAUCUGCCUCACUCGUACCCACAGCCAGAUUCGCCAAAGACAUUGAUAAAUGGAUCAAUGAGGUUGAACAGGUUCAUAUGACACAAUCGCUGUACGACGCUCAACCGCGUAAGGAUAUCGAUGCCCUAAUGGAAGACUGGCCACGCUCCUUUGGGGAUAGUGACACCAAGGAUGCCCUCGAGCAAGCCUAUCGGUUGUGCCUGCAACAGCAAAUCUCACUGUCCGACUAUAUACGAUUGCUGUGCGAACAAUUUGGCAUUGAAGGCCCCCUCGACAAUCAAACGGAUUAUAUACAUAACGUGCAGACACUUUUUGCCCUCUACCUGGCUGCCAGCCAGGCCUGGGAAUAGAGGGCAUUGAGAAGCUGAUGGGGUGGUGGGUGGUGGCUGUAUGGAACGACUAAUAACGCUAAUGGCUUCGAUUAAGUGACAGCCAGACGCCGUUUGUUUACCUCUGGCAGAGGCUGACCAUUGGUUCUGGCAUUGCAACUGGUGUGAUUGUUCUUUUGCGUUUUCUUUUUCUGGUUUUGGCAUUAAGUCACUUGAAAAAAUGUUGAUUCCAUAACUUUAAUUUGCUAUUCUUAAACAAUGCGUAAGUAUCUGAACGAAUAA